This is a messenger RNA of Xyrichtys novacula (pearly razorfish), 5169 nucleotides long. The record is from the annotation of a GenBank genome assembly. NCBI's taxonomy places the organism in Eukaryota, Metazoa, Chordata, Actinopteri, Labriformes, Labridae.
ACUCUGAGGUCUGGAAGCAAAGGUCGGACUUUGUUCUCCUCACAAGGCAAACGCUUUUUGACUUUACUUGCUCGUAAAAAUGUGACUUUUCUUACAGAGAGUAUUGAGGAUAGAUGUCCUGUGACUUCACUUUAGGUAUUGCUUCAAAAUUCAACAGAACAGAUAUGGAAAAAAUUUUAAAACACUUGUUAGAAGGAAUUUUUUACAACCUUCUUGGAGCAAAAAUGAAAAUUUUUCAGCAUAAAAGUCAGUCUGUUCUUAUUACUUUUUACCCCUCUCUUUUAAAACAUGUCAAUGUUCAAAAAAAUUAAAUAGAGACUGAAGCUUAUCUUUGUGAAUCUCCUUUUUCUUCUGAACCCCUACACAGUUUUCUAAACCACAUCUCAGUCUCAGUGUGAGUCACCGGUACAGGAAGUGACAGUUAUAAUUUCAGCUUCAGAAAAAAACACAGAGUACAAAAGUGGGAGUUCAAGCUUUGGAUGAAAAAAUCAUCCACAGAUCCAUUAUUUAAACUUUAAACUUUCCGUAUGAAAACAACGAUUAUCAGCAUUUUGCAUUCAUGCAUCUGUUCCACCUGAUAGACUAUCCUGGAGUAGCUGAUGUUGCGUAACAGUGAUGUGUUAUCUAUCAGUGUUUCCAGGCUCCUGUGCCGCUGCUUUUAACCCACAUGACACUUUGAGUCUAACGCAGAAGUUUGGUCAGAAGCUGACGUGUGAGAAACAUCCCUUUACAGAGCUCACAACUUCCUGCUUCUGUAUGUAGAGAAAAGAAAACUGCUCCGAAUAUCAGGACACAUUACGCCCUGCAGCACCUGAACUCCACCUUUAAUCUCCAUCUUUGAGGUAGGCCCUAUCUUACCUUAUAAGAAAUCUCUAAAGGUGAUAUUUCUGCUGCUGUAGGCUGGAAAAAAAGGAGCUAACGUUGAUUUAACUUCCUUUCUAAUUCUAAACAAAACUAUGAGUAUCUAGGGGAAGUGUCAGUCUUUAUCUGACUUUUCUAAAAGUGUUAUAUAGCUCUGCUUUUACAUAGAGUCUGAUCAUUUCCUUUUUCCUACACCGACCAGCGCUCUGAGGACGAGAGACUGAAAUGAGCUGAACUCAACGUUCGGCAGCUUUCAUCCUCGAAUCUGUCCCUCGGAGUUUCAAGCAGCAAGGUAAGACAUUGUCAGAUGGCUAGCUUUGAUAUUUGAUGUAAAAGUCGUCUUCAGGUGAUUUUCUCUGGUUUGUGGAUCAGAUGUUUCCUUUGGUGAAAUGGUGUCAGGUAAAAUUUGAAUCUCACUGCCCCAAAUUUUGACUAUCCAUGGUGCCUUUCCUCACAAAUUCAGAUGUUUUUUCCUAUUUUCAGCUUUCACACCAUUUUUAAUCUUUUCAAAAGCAGCAGAUCAUCAGACUUUAAUUACUUCUAUCAGAAUUAUACAUUUUAAUUCUGCUUGAAUAGACAUGAAAGUAUCAGGUUGACUUUCAAACGUAGCUUAACUGUGAAAAUGUAGCAACUAGUGUGGUGAAAGAUUGUAGACUGUUGCAUCACAGAGCUCUUUUCCUCUGAAAUAAACAACAUCUACUGCCGUUCGACGGCAACAAAGGUGGAAAUGAGAAUCUCAAAAUGUCACUGAUCAAACGGUGAAGGGAAGUGAGUAUGUGCGAUUGAUUAUCCCCUUCAUUGUGGUAAAAAUGGUCACCAACAGGGUCCUGUUUUGAAGAGGGUGUAGAGAGCAAAAAGGAACAAGAAAACACAUUUCGUAUUUGAGACUGAAAAAAAGAAGACAUGAUACAAAAAUGAUGAAAACAAUAGAAGCUAGGAAGUAAAAUUAUCAGUUAAGUUGCGCAACAAAAAAAGGAAAACAAAGAUCUUGCAUUCAAGAUCUGCUUUCUCUUUUUGUUUUUCUGCUUGUGUUCAUUGGAUUUCAUUAUUUAUCUAUUUAAUAAAUAAAGCUACACUUGUCCCAAAUGUGAACUUUGAAAUCAUUUGAAAGAAAUAGAGUAAUAAAAACUACAACUUUUUAAUAGCUCUAAUCUUAUUUUUGUCAUUUCAGACUCUCUUAAACAGUGACGAUGCAGCUCAGUAUGAAGACUUCUUUAAUCCCGCUUUUGGGAAUACUCGUUGUGUUUACCGCCGAGUCCAUAAGUGCUCCAACCCCAGGAAUCAACAAUUACACAACUGCUCAACCGCACCACACGACAACACAUCCGCUGCUCAGUGCAAAUGCCCAUGAUGGCACACAGAUUCAUCCAACCAGCAAACCAGCAGAAGGUGAUGUUGCAACAGCGAAGGUGACAGAUGAGGUAGCCGUCACUCACAGAACUUCUGAUGUAGUCAUGGCGGAGAAGACAACAGCAGCAGCAGCGACAACAAAAAGCAGCUCAGGUGGAGGCUUGCUUCACACUUCUGCUGCAGCAAAGCCUCCAAACAACACCACAAUCCCAGAGACAGGAAAAACAACAAGCGACCAACUACGUCCGCAGUCGUCCACUGCUCCAUCCAACAUGGCUGCUCCUUCAGCAGCUUCUGAAACAUCCGCAGCCACAACUGUUUCUCCAACCGGGCCUGCAUCAACCAAGACACAUAAAGAGUCAUCCACAGUUGCUCCCACCAACUCUAAUAACCUUUCUACCAAAGCUUCAGUCUCCACCCACAACCAGAGCAGUCCUCAAGCUUCCACUGCAGCUACACCAACAGAUAACACCACCUCCAGUGGAGCACCCAUGUUUAUCUCCACUGUAAAAGAGAAAUCCGCCAAUGGAACCGAACCUCCAACCACAUCCCCGACUGCUUCUACAACAAGGACUCACAUCUUCACCACAGAGCCCAAUAAAACUUCCACUGGGUCUCCAACCAUGCCUCCACCUGAUUCUACCACGAGGACCAACAUCUCCACCACAGAGUUCACCAAAACUCCUACUCGACCUCAAACCACCGACCUCUCCACCAACACCACUGCACACUCCACCUCCCUGGCUGGUCCAACAACAAGAUCUUACAUUCCCACCUUAGAGCCCAAUAAAACAUCCACUGGGCCUCCAACCAUUUCCACACCUGCUUCUACAACAAGAACCCACAUCUCCACCUUAGAGCCCAAUAAAACAUCCACUGGGCCUCCUACCAUGUCUCCACCUGUUUCUACCACGAGAACCAACAUCUCCACCACAGAGUUCACCAAAACUCCUACUCAACCUCAAACCACCACUCUCUCCACCAACACCACUGCAAACUCCACCUCUCCAGGAGUAAUCGUAAUCCCUCGUGGAUCCAAUACAUCACCAAACCCGGCUGAAUCAACAACACCCUCAAAGAACCCAUCCAGCACUACUACCCAGCCCUGCUCCAGCGUUGGUGUGGUGAAGAAGUGCCUCAUCGCCAUCGCCUCCCUAGCAGGGUUGGCCACCAUCUUCAUAGUCACCACCAUCAUCCUCUGCACCAAGCUGUCAUCAAGGAAGUACAAGUUGAGGAGACGUCACCAGUCCACGGAGAUGAUGUGCAUCUCCUCCCUGCUGCCUGAAAGGAACUAUACCUACACCAGGCAGCGCAGCCCGGUGAGCAAAGGGGUGCUGGUGAUGCACACAGUGGGAGACAGCGAUGAUGAAGGAGAAGAUAAUCGCACUCUCAGCAGCUUUCUUCCAGAAAAUGAUUGUUAUUAUUAGAUGAAAGUUUGAAUUUACUGUUACAUAGAUAGUUGCUUCUUUAAUAAACUCUCUCUUCCUGUAUUUGUUGGGGGUUUGGCAUUGGUGCGACGCACCAUUUUUGCAAAGGAAGCGGCAGAGAGACCACAAACACACACAAAGAAGACAGUGUAUAGAUGACUUUAUCAGAUGUGUGUUUCAGGCGACAGCAAAGACUACUUUUUCUUUUCUUUUUUUUUUUCUGCAUAAAUUUGACUCCCUGGAGGGACACAGGAUGAUCCAGCGAUCAAAGAUUGUUUUCUUUAAACAUCCUGAGCUAGACCUGACGGUAUUUUACUCAGUGACAGGAAGACUUGUUUUGACAGAGGGGUUAUUGCUCUUCAAAGACACUGCUCAGUUUACAAGAGCUCCUCUGGUAGCACAGCAGCUUUGUUCAUGUAAAUGCUGUCGUUUUAACGAUGGUAAACUUGAUGUGAAUGGAUUUCUAUGUAGAGAUAAAGUUUCUGUUUUUUGAUUGUAUUGAAUUAUAAUUUCUUAUUUAAAAGCUUCUUACAUUUUGACUUAUAGGCCUGUUACUGCUCACACCCUCACAGCUUUGUACGGAAGGAACUUCGUGGUUGUGUGUUGAACAGCAGGGAUAAAUUUCCUACCUGGUUUAGUUUGUUUGUUUGGUUUUAAAAACCAUGGAAACCCAAAGUGUACAUACAUCUAUGCAUUUAAUUUACUCAAUAUACCCUUGGGAUAAAAUGUAACUUCUGACAUCAGCUUAUUUAUCUUUCAGUUAUCUCCUGAUGAUCUCCUGAAGAGUAUUUUAUACUAGUUUAGCAUUUGUUGCUGGAUGACUCAUCUGAAAAGAGACCAAGAAUCCUUUAGAGACACAAACAGCUAGAGGGCUUAUGUCCCCUAAUUGCGUUUCUUGCACUACCAACACCAAGACGUCUUUCUCAAAUGCAUCUUACUGGUGCUUCUUGUUGCUAAGCUACAAAAGUUGUCCCAACACACAGUGGGGACCACAAAAUGUGUCUUAAAAUGAACCGUAAUCAAGCUUACAUAGAAAACAUAAAAACAAUUUAUAAAAAAGACAACCUGGAAAAAAUUAGUGCUGUAAGUUUUUCCGCCACACGUACUUCAGCUGAAAAGGAGAAUAAGUUGAUAUUAGAAGUCCUGCCCUUUCUGAGUUUUGAUUAAUGGGUGAUAACGUGCACGGGUAUUAAAUAUUUUUAACUGUGCAAUCCAUCACAGCACACAAGAAAACAGAUAAAGCUGAAACCUGUUUUUGCACUCAGAAUUCUGGGCAAAGAAAACAGAUGCUGUCAAUGCAAAAAAAAAAAAAUGCUGUUAGUGGACAUAGGCCCUUGUGUGUAUGUGUAUGUCUGAAUCUGCGUCCUUUCUGAACCUGCUGCUUGCUUCUUCUUUUAUUUUUUGGGCUGUUGCAGAUCUUUAGCAUGCAUCUGCUAACACGGGGGCAGGGAAUGUACGGAGAAGAGAGUGGGCAACUGUCGAACACAAGGCAACCAAAUCGAUACCAUUAAACAUAUUUUUUUAGAAAUAA